AUGGCACGAUUUGAGGAAUCUGAGUUGCAGCAAGAAGCCGCAGAGGCAGCUUUGCGAGGCGAUGCCGCAACGCUCCGAGAAUGUCUCAAGAAAGGUCUUUCGCCAAUGGACAUAUCAGUCUAUCUAAGUGCCUUGGAAUAUGGAGACGUGGAGACUGUUCAAGUGAUUCUAGAUGCCGGUGGGGACAUCAACUACUGUUUUGAAUACACCGGUUCCCCUCUGAUUUCUGCCUUACGACACAACCACCCGGAUCUACUUGAAUUUUUUUCUCCCAUGACGUUGAUCCCAACAUGGGGCAUUGGGUUCACUGGUUACCCCCACUUAGUGUCGCCGUGCGAGCGAAUGCACCUGUUGCUCGAACAUGGGGCGGAUGUCAACGAAAUAACUUUCAUGGAUGUUAUUGCUUUUGUAGACUAUCACGGUGCAGGGUACCACGCUGGAGGGACUCCUCUUCAUUGGGCGAUUGCCGGGGGCCAUGCACGGGCGGUGAAGUUAUUGUUGGAUCUCCACGCUGAUCUGAGUGUACUGGAUAAGGAGGGAAUUUCUGCUGGGGACCGUUUGGCUGAGUUUGAGAAGCACAACAGCCUCUGA
Penicillium canariense is the source of this 591-nucleotide messenger RNA. RefSeq names its product ankyrin repeat domain-containing protein. NCBI's taxonomy places the organism in Eukaryota, Fungi, Ascomycota, Eurotiomycetes, Eurotiales, Aspergillaceae. Bases 1 to 591 code for a protein of 196 amino acids. The transcript has 2 exons. The record is from RefSeq and is a predicted model, not a curated record. Gene Ontology annotation, molecular function: protein binding.